Tyto alba (common barn owl) is the source of this 1234-nucleotide messenger RNA. It is a transcript of the gene SWI5, whose product is annotated as SWI5 homologous recombination repair protein. The coding region runs from base 1 to 606 and encodes 201 amino acids. Gene Ontology annotation, cellular component: Swi5-Swi2 complex; Swi5-Sfr1 complex. The record is from RefSeq and is a predicted model, not a curated record. The transcript is spliced from 5 exons. NCBI's taxonomy places the organism in Eukaryota, Metazoa, Chordata, Aves, Strigiformes, Tytonidae. Gene Ontology annotation, biological process: double-strand break repair via homologous recombination.
AUGUUUACCUUUGCCAGCCAAGGCCAGGAGAGCUGCGGGAAGGAGGCUCCUUCUGAGCUGGUCCAAGAAGCUGCAUUGGGUUUGCGCGUGAAGGCCGCAGCCCUGGCCCAGGGAGUCUCGCCGGGCGCGGGCCACUGCCCGCCUCGGCAGCUGCGGCCGCGGGCUCUGCCCGGGAGGUGGGAGACGGUUCCCCGCUGCCCCUUAGCUCGCUGCGCCGCGGGCCGGGCUCCCGCCUCAGCUGGAGGCGGCCCGGCCUCUGACGCGGCGCCUCUUUGCUUUGCCAGGAGCUUCGGUGGCGGCCGGCGCGGCGGCUUCAAGUCCCCGGUCCCAUCUCCAAGGCCAUGCCAACCUAAUGGAUCCAACGAAGAAGCCCUGCGAUAUGAAAUCGAAGAGCUGAAACAGAAAGACCUUGCUCUAGACCAGGAGAUUGCACAGUUUUUGUCCGAAGGCUACAGCCUGGAGGAAUUGGAGAAGCACAUCUCUCUGCUCCAUGAGUAUAAUGAUAUUAAAGAUGCUGGACAGAUGCUGCUGGGCAAGCUGGCUGUUAUCCGAGGGGUUACUACAAAGCAGCUCUACCCUGAAUACGAUCUGGAGCUUAAUGACUAGCAUUGAAGCUGAAGACUGCCAUAUCCUGCAAAAAUAACUGUUACUGGGCCACUGUUUUGGUGUCAUAUUGGUUUAGAGCUGACAUAAGCUGGCCUCGGAAGUAUGUAUGUAGAAUUGCAACAGAGUAUGGGUUAGCAGCCUUAAUUCUAAGCUCUGGAACAUGAAAGUUGUUGUAUCUAUCAACUGUUUCUUGCUUGUGAAAAGGAAUGUAGGACUUUAGAUAAUUUAACCUACUACCUGAUCAACACUAAUUUUAUUUUUUAAUUGGAAAGGUUGUAAUUCAGGUUGAUGUUAAGACUCUUCCCAUGAAGCCUUUGCCUCUGCAACGUCCAGUGCUAUUUGGAUACUGACUGGAUAGAGGAAGUGAUGGCAUACAAAUGUGCAAUGUAAUAGCUGCUUUGAAAAAAGUGAAAAAACCCUCAGAAAUAGGGAGGAAGGAAGGCUGAAGUUGUGGUUUGGGGUUUUGUUUUAUGAUCAAAUCUGGAUAAGUCUGGGUGUUCUACAUUUUUGUACUUAUCUGCUCUGGUAUCUAGAGGUUUUGUAUCAUUUCUGUAGUAAAUGGCAAAAUGUGAAGUUGUGUUGUUGAACUGUCCAGUCUGAAUAAAGCAGCUAUCACAUUUCUCAGUAA